GCAGUGUGGGGCGAGUUGGCAAGGGUGCUGGGCCAGAGGACAGCAGGGGGCCGUCAUGAGGGUGCAGCUCUCUGUGUGGAAGACAAGUGUGGGAGCAGCACUGUGAGGGUGAUUCUGGCUAGUUUCUCUCCGCUUUCUUUCUGAAGAUGCACUUGGCAGGGUUGGGGGGGGUCUCUGCUGCCAUGGGACUCAGCGGUCUGCCCAACAGGGCCUAGGAGACCCCAUAUCUCAGAGGAGGACACAGGGGCCAAGGGAUGUCCCCUCGUUGCCCGAGGACACACCGACGAGGGUGGACCCAUGCCUGCUGAUAAAGCAGAUGGUGAAGGCCAGGUGCUGCCUGCCAGGAAGGCCCCACUGAGACCCCCGAGGGACCCGCUGCUGCUGGCCUUUUGGGGCCAAGUUGAGGUGGAGGGUCUCAGCCAGGGAGUUGUCCUACACCUUGACCCUCCAGUGUCCCUGUAUUUCCAGGUGACCUCUCAGUAGCCAGAGGUGCCAACGGAACCGCCAGGAAGGCUUAUUGCGGCCAUGCUACUCCCAGUGGCCCCAGAUAAAGGUGUUCCGGUCCUGUCCCCGCACCAGCCAGCAGGGACAGCAGCCCAACACGAAGACGUCAACCCAGACCGCCUCUGGGAAGCGCUGACCAGACGGAAACACACUUGGCUUUGAGGAACAAAUGGCCGGUGCUCCCCACAACUGUCCUUACCUGCAGUGCGCAGGCCAGCUCCAAGCGUGGCAGGACGUAUGGCGAUAAGAAGUGCAUGGACGUCCAAGCCCUGAGAAAGAAGGUCAGCAGCGUGACAUGUGACCCGGCAGCCAGGGCCGUCCUCAGCAGCCUGCUGCUCUAUGUCACCGAUCUCCAGGACAGGCCCCCGGAGCCACCUCCCGCCAGGAGGGCAGAGGGCAGAGAGAGCAGGGCCCCACGCUCGCCUGACAGCCAGGACGCCCACCGGCGGCCCACGUGCUUCCAGCUCCUGCAGGCCAAGUUCAUGGGCUCGGGCCGCGAGCCCCGCCUCAAGAAGGCCCGGGAGGUGGGGAGGCUGAUUUCCAAGGACAAGCAGGGCCCCAGCAGGAGCUUGGUGACCGCCACCAUCAACAAGCUUCUGGAGAAGACCCGGGAGGGAGCCGGCCGCCCUCCGCAGGACCCAGGGCCGCCCCACGGGCAGAAGCCCCAGCAGGGCCUCCCCACCAGGAAGGGCACCGUGAAAAACAUCCUGAAGAUAUUCCUGGCCGCAGAGGAGAAGGAGGUCCGCGAGGAGCCCAAAGCUGCCAGGGGUUCCCUGCUGAAGCUGGCCCCCAAAAGGGGCUCCGUCCUGUCCAAGCUGCGGGAGAAGUUUGAGCAGAGCGGGUGUCUUUGCUCAGAGGCCAGUGUGCUGCCGCUCCGCACAGACGGGAGGAAGAAGAACACGCAGAGGAGGAAGACGCAGAGGCCCGAGACCCGCGUGCUCUGCACAGCCGCCAUGGCCAGCACCUGCAUCCGGACGCCGCUAGCCCGCUUCCUGGCCUGCACCGCGGAGCCCGUGCUGGCCUUCAACAUCGCCACCGUUGUCUGUGCCCCCAGGAGCUGGCUGUCCCACUGUGCCAAAAUCACCCGCUCCCAUCAGGGGCGCGUGCCCAGGGGAAAAACGGGCACAUCCCCCACCGCGGGGGACAUGGUGCCCAGGGGAAGGAAAACAGCAGGACAGGGACAGCCUGGUGGCGGGCCCACACAGCCGCCAGCACCCUGGGCCAUGGCUCCUGGGGACAGCCCGGAAAUGGCGUUCCUGGGAGUGGGGCCCGAGCCCAUCCCCGGGCCAGCCCCCUCUCCUGCCUCCCACAGGGGUGGGGCCCUUCCUGGCAGUGAGCCCAUGGUGUCCCUACUCAAACCAGCCAGCCCAGGGCAUACCAGGGCAGCAGGAGGUGACAGGAUAGACCUGCCCCCCGCAGGGGACACUUCACAGCACACCGGGGGCCCUGGAGAAGCCAGGGCGGGCCUGUGGCCUGGGCUCCCGGGCGCAGAAGCAGGGAUGGCCCCUGAGGUUGCUCUGAUGGUUUGCAGUUCUGAGGAUGAAACAGAAGGGACUCCAGGCUCGGAAGGAGAUCCCCUGUUCGCCAUCCAGGAGACUUUCCCGGAACAGAAGGUAGCGGGACAUAUCCCGCCCCUUCUGGCGCCCACCGUCCAAGCUCUGCAACGUGCACAGUCAGCUGUGGAAUCUCCCCAGAUAACUGUCACACGGCCAAUCAUGUACCAAAUGUCACCACCUCCUGCCACGCUGCCGAAGGCCGUGGAGUCUCCCCAGGUGACUGUCACCCGCCCGGACACGUACCAAUUGCCACCAUCUCCUGCCACGUGGUCCAAGGCCGUGAAGUCUCCCCAGAUGACUGUCACCCGGCCGGACACGUACCAAUUGCCACCAUCUCCUGCCACGUGGUCCAAGGCCGUGGAGUCUCCCCAGAUGACGGUCACCCAGCCAGACACGUAUGAAAUGCCACCAUCUCCUGCCACAUUGUCCAAGGUCGUGGAGUCUCCCCAGAUGACGGUCACCCGGCUGGACACGUACCAAUUGCCACCAUCUCCUGCCACGUGGUCCAAGGCCGUGGAGUCUCCCCAGGUGACUGUCACCAGGCUGGACACAUACGAAAUGCGACCAUCUCCUGCCACAUUGUCCAAGGCUGUGGAGUCUCCCGAGAUGACUGUCACCCAGCCGGACAUGUACAAAAUGCCACCACCUCCUGCCACGCUGCCGAAGGCAUCAAGUCGUAGAGACAAAGCUUCUAGUCUUCUGAGCAGUGGAGGCGGGGGUGGGGGUGGGCUUGAAAGUGCUCAAGUGUCGUUUCCCACAGGAACAGACGGUGAGAGCACCAGGGCAGCCGGCAUGGCUGAGGGUGCCCUCAAAGUCCUGAGUGUCCCACCUGCAAGGGGUGCCACCAGCAUGGGUCAGGACCUCCCAGCAGCAGCUCCUCAGAAACGUCCCACUCGAGGAAAGGCAAACACGCACAGCUUUGGGGAUUCAAAGGAGCUCCAGCGCCCUGAGGGUCUGGCAGGAGAGGACGUGGCUGAGCUGGCCUGUGAGAAGCAUCACUCGCCAGCAUCAGGUGACAGGCUGGUCCAUGGCGGGGGCGCCCCAUGGCAUCAUCCCACGGCCUCAGAGGAUCGGAGAGGGGACAGCCCCUUGGCCCCUGGCCAUCAGCGAGAGCUGCCUGCCGACAUGGGACACCCGGUGGGCAUCUCAGCACCGCUGGAGGUCACCCCCAGAGACAGGACCCAGUCUGACAGUCUGACCUCCACGGACGAGAAGGUCCUGUGUGAGCGAGAGCUCAGGGGGCUGUCACUAAGGGACCCCGCCCGGCCCAUCCUGCGGGCUGCAGCGAGCACCAGCCCCGGCCUCAGCGGCAACAGACCCACCUCCUUCAGCAAAUGCCCCAAACUAACUCCCGAAGCCCCCAGGUGGGUGGCAGCCACAGGGGCCACAGAGAGUCACACUGCACCAGUGGCUGGUCACGUCCCAAACCCUGUAAACAGCGUGGCCAGACAGGGGAACCCAGUGUGUGAGGGAGAGAGUGGCCCACCGCCAACGCACCACAGCCUUGCUGCCGUGGCUCUGACCCGGGCCGCCAGCCCCCUGCGUGGCUUGGCACCAGCCGGGCCCCGGAGGCAUCUGCUCGGAGCUACAGAGAGCGGUGGCUGUGGGGGUUCAGGGCAGCGCCAGCCGGAGACCCCCAGGUCCCCGGCUGCUGUGUCACUGGAGGCGGCGGGCACCCCGCUCAUGCUGGCUGAGCCGCGCACGACUGCUAUGGCCGAGGGCAAAGCUAGCACGGUGGCAGGGGGCACAGGUGCCACAGCUGCGCACGGGAGCCCCUGGGGGGGCGACGUGACCCCAGUCCCAGGCUGGGCUAACCCUGUGCCCCCGGGCAGCGCUGUGGUGGGGCCUCCGCCUUCGCCACCUGAGAACCCACAGGCCAAAGCGGACAAGCACGUCCUGCCCCAAAACCAGGUUCCUCCCGGCGCCGGGGCUCCCCGCCAGCCUCUAUCACCGGGAGCCGCAGCAGAAGGGCAGCGGGGCGGCGGGGCGCCCCAGAAGUGCCCCGACCUCCGGGCACACCCACCGCCUUCAUCCCUCAUGAGGGCUGGCUUCCGGGAGGGAGUCGAGGUGGGGGUCAGGCAUCAGCCACAGGCAGGCCUGGGGGCACUGGAGAGGGCUGCAGGGCCCGUGAAGCUGGAUGGUCCCCCAGAGAAGGGGGUAGCUCCGUGGGGCCCGAAGCCUCCAUCAAGUGCUGCAAAAGAGAGUCCAACACAGCCCAGGGAGGCUGAGGUGGGCCAUGGCGCUGAGGUGGGGGCCACUGAAGUGGGGACAAAUCACCAACACACUGAGAAAGGCCCAGAACAUGCACGGGGGCAGCGGGCGUGGCGUGCAGAGACCCCCCCUCGGGGACACGGUGCCCAGGCUGGAGAGAACCAAGCACCUUCCCCCCCAGGGAAGCCGGGGCACCCCGUGCAGGCCCAGGACGACAGGAUGGUGCCCCGCAUCUCAGCGGGCCCCCCCAGCAGCUCACUGGAAGCAGUGUCCACUGUAGGUGCAAAGGGCAGGUCCCGGAGACCAGCCCCCAGGGGCAGCCAGGCGGAGCCUGGAGCACCACACGAGGUGGGAGAAAACCAGCCCACAGUGGAUAGGAGCCAGCAGUCUUCCGGCCCCGAGCCAGUGCCUGGCUCCACAGUGCCCGGCUCCACAGUGCCCGCACCCAAGCUCGGGGGCUGCCAGACGCCCUGUGUCCCAGCCCAGGAGGGGCCCCCAAACACCCCGGAGGCAGGGGCCAGCACGUUGGAGCGUGAACGCCGCAGAAGGCUGGCGCACUUUGCCAAGUACAGAGCCCAGAGCUUUGGCGACCAGCGGUCCUUUGAUCUGUCCUUCAGACCGACAGUUAUCAGGGCCAACGACACAUUCGAACUUCCCAAGUGAGGCCCUGGGUUCCGGACACGGGCAUGCCUGGCACGUUGGUGUCAGCGCCUCGCCCAGGCUGCUUUCCUGCCUCCAGUCCACACGACCUCGCACGUGCGUGUCCAGAGUGCGCUGUGGCGGAUCCCUUUCCUGCUUGGUAACUGGUCCCGGGAGGGCCACAUCCCCCAACUGUGGAGCUCUGCAGCGUCUUCCUGGAGCCCAUGCGGCUUCUCCUCGGGGAUGGAAGAGGGAGGACGAGAGACAGCCCAGGACAUCCAGGCGCUCGUCCCCACGGGUCCCGUUCUUUACGGCGCUCGAGGGUGCCCAGGUCCACAUUGCUCUCUGCGCACGGAGCCAAAUUGUUUCCACACCUUCAUGUUCACCUCUGAGCCUUGUGGGCGUCUCUCCUGCCCUGUCUUGGUGGCCCUGGCUGCGUUGCCCUUUGUGGUGUCACCCGCAGGCCGCGGCCCCUCCGCUCCGCACGGGCAGGCGAGUCGCCCGUGAAGUGCCCGUGGGGCCAGAGCGGAACAAACCACGGGGACAACAUUGUCAGUCCCACAGGAAGGGGGUGGUGAGCAGGGAUGGAUGUUUCCAGACGCACGUCCCAAGCAGCAUCCCUGCGGGUGCCAUGUGCAGAGUACAGGGAACAUCCACAGUGCCGUGUCCCACCACUGCCCAUGGGGCCUCGCUGCCUGUUCUCCUGCCCGGGCCCUUUGAUCUUCUUCCUUGCUUCUCAGUCUCUGAGAUGAUGCUUCCGCCGUCUAGAGUAGUUGAGUGUUAUACAGAAGCGUAAGGAAGGAAAUAAAAAUCCCUGGUAAUCACGUGACCUCAAAGUAAUUUCUGUGACUAUGGCGCAGCCACACUGGGAGUCACAUCUCGUGUACAGUGUUCAACUCUCAAUGCUACAGCGCACCAGCUUCAGGGCCAUCAAGUGGCCUCAGGAAAGCGCCGGCUCCCGAGGGGACGGGGGGACGGCUGUCCUGCACACGCUGCGCACAUGACGCUCCAUCUGCAGAAGGGGGUUCCUGCCUCUCGAACAUGCUGUGCUGCUGGCCGCCCUUCAGGUGAGCGACAUUCUAAGCAAUGUCUACCCAUCCCGUAGAAGCUUCCUUGACGCGCUGACUGGAACGUCCACGUGGAGAAGGUGCUUUCU
This is a messenger RNA of Ailuropoda melanoleuca (giant panda), 6066 nucleotides long. RefSeq names its product nascent polypeptide-associated complex subunit alpha, muscle-specific form. NCBI's taxonomy places the organism in Eukaryota, Metazoa, Chordata, Mammalia, Carnivora, Ursidae. The record is from RefSeq and is a predicted model, not a curated record.